AUGUGUUCCACUGUUGCACAUAAAAGAUUUUCAAAACCAUCUUCUGUAUAUCCUUCCACUACAUUAAAGUUAAGAUUAUGUAAAGCCCAUCGGUCGAUAUUAGACUCUCCUAUUCAUCUAACCACUUAUUUUGUGAGAACAAUUGAAGAAUUAAAGAAUCAAAUCAUUUCACAAAAAAAUCUUAGAAAAAAAGCAAAUGAUAUCAUUUUAUGUAUGCUCAAUGAAAAAUCUGUCUGGCAACGUCUGAAUGAUUCGGAUAAAAAUAUAACUCUACAUCAACUGGAUUUACGAGAUUAUGAUUUUAUUGACGUUGAUGUGAUUGAAAUAUCAAAAGAAAGCUCAUUAUCAACAAUUACCAUAUAUCCAACAGAUCCUAUUUUAUCAUCUUCUAUACUUCCUUCUGACGCUAACUGUACACAGAAUAUUGCAUCAAAUUUUACUACAGACAAAAUAACACUCUUUUUAUAUAAUAAACCUCGUAUAACUGCACAGUACAUAGCUAUUUCAAUGUUGAGAACAUCAACCAUCAAUGACGUAAAAAUAAAAGCAAUGAAUGUACUAUCUAUACAUGAAACCUCUUCCGAUCCAGUACAACUUCUAUUAUAUAUUGAUGGUUCAUGGAAAAAGUUCGAUAAAGAAAAAGGAGAUAUUACAUUACAACAAUUACAUAUUGAUAAUUAUACAUCUAUAAGCAUAGAAAAGCAAUCCGUCAUCAGUUAUACUCGAGGUUUGUGUGGUUUAACGAAUACUGGUAAUACUUGUUUUAUGAACAGUGCACUACAGUGUUUGAGUAAUAUCCCCGAUUUAACAAAUUAUUUUCUUGAUUUUCAUGAGAAUAACAACAACAAUAACCGGAACAUAUCCGUAACUCUAGCUUACAAAAACUUGAUUCAAUCAAUGUGGUCUGGAAAACAUUCAUAUUUUGUACCAAAAGAAAUAAAAUAUUGUGUAAGUCAAAUAGCUCGACUUUUUUCUGAUAAUAGACCACAUGAUUCUCAUGAGUUUAUUAACUGUAUAAUUAAUGUAUUAUAUAAUGAAUCAAUCAACAAUGAGAGUAGUAAUAAAUUGACGAAAAUUAAAGAGAUAUUUUAUGGACAAUUAUUAUCAACAGUAAAAUGUCUUCAAUGUCCAUCAACAGAAAUAGUAACUGAAUUAAUUAAUUUUCUUCCAUUGCCAUUAGCCAAAUCAAAUAAAGACAGCGCACAAGAACAAAAUUUAUUUAAAAUCGAUUAUAUACAGAUAAAUGGUAAUCAUGAAUCAAUCUUAGUUGAAUUAUCAAAGAAAAAUAGUACACUCGAAACACUAAUCGAAAAGUUUAUUAAUAAUUAUAUAGAGAAAAGUAUAUUAGAAUUAUCCUCAACAAACACAACAGAAACAUCAUCCGAAGUAUUGAUACCUGAACGUGAUCGAGUAUUAAUAGCAAAACUAAAAGAAAAUCGCUUUAUUUACCCUUACACAGAUAUUAAUCUACUUUUACCUUACAACUAUGAGAAGCAUAUUACUGUAUUUGAAUUGCCUAUCAAUAAUCGAAGUGUAAUAAUACCUUGUUUUUUCAAAGAAACCGAAACGUAUUAUUAUUUUCGUCCACCAGUCCAACUUUUAAUAUCAACUAUGGAUAAUUUUGAAAAACAUUUGAAUAGAAUAUUACAUCAUAUUUUUUCUGUUACUAAUGAAAAACGUGUCGAUAAUAUCUAUUGGAAAAAGAAAGAUUGUUAUGAUAAAUAUGAAUUAAAAUUUGAUAUAGAAUUAGAUUUACCAGCAAUAGCUGAAAUUACAAUUGAAUUAUCAAGACCAAUUGUAUUAAAAUAUGAAACAUAUUCUGCUAAAAAAAAUUUAAUUAAUAUGAACGAUGCACCAUUAACGCUUGUCAAUUUAAUGAGCGAUUUUUUUAAAGAAGAUUUAUUAGAUGGUAGUUAUUAUUGUCAGAAAUGUGAUGCUAUGACACAGGCUAAGCAAAAAUCAGAUAUAUGUUUGCCAUUACCAAUAGUAUUAAUUAUACAAUUAAAACGCUUUCAGAUUAAUAGUAGUUAUUUUAAUGAUAAAAUUAAUACAUUAAUCGAAUAUCCAAUAAAUGAUUUUGAUUUAAGUAAAUAUAUUAAAGAUGAUAUGAAAAUAAUGAAUAAAAAAAUACCAUUAUAUGAUUUAAUUACUGUAUCAAAUCAUUCAGGCAGUACACCGUCAUUUGGUCAUUAUACGACUUAUGCUAAAAAUUUUCUCGAUGGACAAUGGUAUUCAUUUAAUGAUUUAUACAUUAGAAAAAUAACAAACAAGAAAGAUCUUAUAACAGACAAUGCUUAUGUCUUAUUUUAG
Messenger RNA from Didymodactylos carnosus, 2310 nucleotides. The record is from the annotation of a GenBank genome assembly. Lineage: Eukaryota; Metazoa; Rotifera; Eurotatoria; Philodinida; Philodinidae.